Molecule: messenger RNA, 1212 nt
Organism: Suillus subaureus
Lineage: Eukaryota; Fungi; Basidiomycota; Agaricomycetes; Boletales; Suillaceae
Exons: 13
Coding region: 374-1159 (261 amino acids)
Source: RefSeq, a predicted model, not a curated record
CCGGCGACCCUAGUUGCCAUCAAGUUGCCAUCACGAUCAUGACGUUACAUUCACUUACGUAGAUCGAAACUUGGCCUCAACUGGUCAUGGUCAUGAAUAUGAUGCUGUGCCAUUCAGCAAGGAAUGGCAUGUAAUACAAGCCUCGUAGCGAUGCGGCUCAUGAUAUAUUUGCUGAUAUGCCACUAACACGCAGAUCAGUACUCAGUGAUGGGCCGACCAAAUUGGAACAUACGUAGAAUGCGCAGCAUCGGGCUGCAUACAUGGCACUUGAAGCCUGAGAUUGUGGGAAAGAGAGUGGCCGAUACGUUGUAACUAGUAACAGGCCGCCGCAAAUUCUCAACGCCUUGUUUCUGUUGAAUAUUAUCUCAACAUAAUGUUUACUACUGACUCGGACGUGCAGCAGAUAUUGUUGUGCAUUUACGCCGUCUUCGCGGGGAACAGUAUCCUGAUAUACGACCAUGUGAUGACUCUACCAGAAGAAAUCGUUUUGAUCUGGCGUCGUCCAAAAGGACUGUUUGCAAUGUUAUUUCUGCUUAAUCGUUAUCUCGCUCUUCUCGGCAUCAUCUGCAGCAUGGUUAUGCAACCCUUUCUUGUUUCAGAUGAGGUUCUAUAUUUCGUUAUGCAUGUACUCAACGUGUGGGCUCACAACUUCUUUCUUUGUUCGAAAUAUACGAUAUCAAGACAACUGGAUAUCUUUUUCCAAGCAAUCAUCAUAUGCAUCAUAAUGGCCAUGCGCAUUUACGCUCUCUACGGCUGUAACCAACACCUGCUUACUUGGAUGGCCAUCAUCAUCAUUGCUCUUGUGGGGGUAGCUUGUGCUGUCACUUUUGCACAAGUUUCAGGUGAUGCGGCAAUCUUGCCGAGAAUUGGCUGCUAUGAAGUGUAUACAACAGAGACAGCUGCCCGAAUUGGGCUGGCAUGGGUGGCCCUGUUUGUCUUCGAUUUACUUAUAUUCGUCCUCACAGUGUACAAGAUUUACAAAAUAAGGGGUUUGCCGCGGUUGUCUCUGAUAACCAGGAGAAAUGUUAUUGAUGUCAUAUUUCAGGAUGGUGUAAUGUAUUUCGGAGCUAUAGCACUAAUCAAUAUACCAAACAUCCUGACAUACUACUCUGGUUCAGUGAGAAUACAAACUCGCACCUUACGUCAACUAUUUUCCUGACGAUUAGCAAGGUUGCUAUCAGAGGCAGUCUGUGCAAUUUCACCAGCUGUAUA